This is a messenger RNA of Amblyraja radiata (thorny skate), 573 nucleotides long. It is a transcript of the gene ufc1, whose product is annotated as ubiquitin-fold modifier conjugating enzyme 1. Gene Ontology annotation, biological process: protein K69-linked ufmylation. Gene Ontology annotation, cellular component: cytoplasm. Gene Ontology annotation, molecular function: UFM1 conjugating enzyme activity. The record is from RefSeq and is a predicted model, not a curated record. NCBI's taxonomy places the organism in Eukaryota, Metazoa, Chordata, Chondrichthyes, Rajiformes, Rajidae.
AUGGCGGACGAGGCGACGCUCCAUGUCCACAGCGGCAUCCCGCUGCUGCGGAAGCGGCUCAAGGAGGAAUACCAUGCUCUGAUUAAGUACGUGGAAAAUAACAAACAAGCUGACAACGACUGAUUCAGAAUUGGCACAAGGUGGUUCAGAAAAUGUUAGUACAUCCAUGAACUCCUGAAGUAUGAAUUUGACAUUGAGUUUGACAUUCCGGUCACGUAUCCCACGACGGCACCGGAGAUCGCUGUCCCAGAGCUGGACGGGAAAAUGGCUAAAGUGCACAGAUUUUAUUGGGAUGCAUCACAGCAUGACAACUACACCAUUGUGAGCCGGAUAUCAAAUAAUGAUGAGAUGGAGUACAGGAAGAAGAUCGAGAACCUUGUGUCUUGGGGUCGAGAUAACAACAUUUCUCUCAAUGUCAGCAAGACAAAGGAGAUAAUGAUCGACCUCAUGAAGCGAGCCGAUGUCUCCAGCAGCUUUCUCCCGGUACCACAAUCCACCAUACCUUCGGGUCUUCUGAGUGGGUACCCAGGUCUGCAAUCGGCGAGCCUUCAGGCGGAUUCUGUGGUCAGCUGA